Salmo salar (Atlantic salmon) is the source of this 4849-nucleotide messenger RNA. Its product is annotated as coagulation factor XIII A chain-like. The record is from RefSeq and is a predicted model, not a curated record. NCBI's taxonomy places the organism in Eukaryota, Metazoa, Chordata, Actinopteri, Salmoniformes, Salmonidae. Gene Ontology annotation, biological process: blood coagulation, fibrin clot formation; peptide cross-linking. Gene Ontology annotation, molecular function: protein-glutamine gamma-glutamyltransferase activity.
CAUUCACUUGACAUCUGUUGGCGUGACUCUUCCUCCAACUGCAUCUCUACCUGAGAUUUUGAAGAACAGCGAAAACGGUUGACCCCUGCUUUCAACAUGUCUUCCUCUGCACACUGUUCCGGGUCCAAGUUCCUUGGGCGCCUGAAAAGCCCCAUCUGUAGCUCCAAUGCUGAGCAAGAUGACCACCAACUUCCCAAGUUUGAGCACUUUGGGGAGGCUGUGGAAAUUCCCCAUGGCCCCUCCAGUGAUGCCACCCUGGAAUGUGUGAGAGUGGACAUGAUGCAAAAUGAGAACAAGAGCGACCACCACUGUCACUUGUACGAAGGCAAAAACAACAUUCUCAUCGUCCGUAGGGCUCAAGAGUUUCAGAUGACCCUCCAGUUCAACCAGCCCGUAAAUCCCAGUGACAAAUUCCAGAUUGAGUUUUACAUUGGUAUUGAUACCAACGUGUUCAAUGGCACAAAGAUCAUCGUCGCCUUUGACGGCUCACAAACUGGGAAUUGGACCGGCCGCAUGAUACAGGAACAAGGGGAUGAGUGCGUGGUGGGCAUCACCCCUUCUGCGGAUGCCAUCAUCGGAAAGUACUACACGAACGUGGCGGUCAUCAGUGACAUUGGAAUCUCAAGGACACAAAAGGACUCUGGAACAGACUUCUACCUGCUGUUCAACGCCUGGGCGUCCAAUGAUGAAGUGUACAUGCCCAAUGAGGAAGACAGGCAGGAGUAUGUGAUGAAUGAAAAUGGCUGCAUAUACCAGGAGGAAUCAGGUGGUGGAAGGCAAUGGUAUUAUGGUCAGUUUGUGGAAGGGAUUCUUGAUAUCUGUUUCCAAAUCUUGGAUGACUCACACAUGCCUCUAGUAAACAGAGGCGAUGCUGCCAACGUCUGCAGGAUAGGCUCUGCAAUGAUGAACUCCCAGGAUGACCGCGGAGUCUUGGUGGGCAACUGGAGCGAGGACUUCUCCAAUGGCACUGCACCAACCUUCUGGAUUGGCAGUGACCAGAUCCUGCUCCAGUACGCCAGCAAAGGCCCCGUCAGCUACGCCCAGUGCUGGGUCUAUGCCGGGACGCUCAACACCUUCCUGCGGUGUCUGGGCAUCCCUGCCAGGGUGAUCACCAACUUCAACUCCGCCCACGACAACUCAGGGAACAUAAUCACGGAUCUCGUCUUCAACUCAGUGGGAAAUCAGCUUGAACUGAACGAGCGCCUUACCAGAGACUCAAUCUGGAACUACCACUGCUGGAACGAGGCUUACUUGUCCAGACUUGACCUCCCUGCAGACCAGGACUUGGGUGGCUGGCAGGUUGUGGAUUCCACCCCUCAGGAAACCAGUGAUGGAUAUUUCCGCUGUGGACCAUGCUCUAUCAAAGCCAUCAAGGAAGGAAUGCUCGGUUAUCAAUUUGAUGGCCCAUUUGUGUUUGCUGAGGUGAAUAGCGACGUUUACAAAUACACGCUAAAUACACAAACUGGGAAAACUGAGUUACUAAGCGUAGACAAAACUUAUGUCGGCAAGAAACUCGUGACGAAGUCCAUUGGUGGAAACAAUUAUGAGCCAAUGGACAUUACAGAGACGUACAAAUACCCAGAAGGCAGUAGUAAAGAUGAAGAGACCAUGAAGAAUGCCGAGAGAACCUACAAGUCGCAUAUGCAAUAUGAUGACGAGCAGGGUGUGGAGAUGACGCUGGAGAUCCCGCAGGAGCGUGUGAAGAGUGGCCAGAACUUCCAGAUGGCUGUGGUCUUCAGGAACCUGAGUGAAGACACACGCACCAUCCAUGGCCUCCUGGUCGGCUCCACGAUCUACUACACCAACAUCCAAAGGGCUCAGUUCAAGCAGGAGACCUUUGACGUCACUCUGAACCCAAUGGAGACGUCGAGGGUACAGGUGGUCGUGCUAGCCCAGAACUAUGUGCCCCAGCUGGGUUGCCAAUCCAACCUCCGCUUCGUGGUGACGGCCAAGAGCUUGGAGAACAACCAGGACAUGAUGGCCAUACAGAUAGUGAACCUGAAAGGCCCCGACCUGGCCUUUGCGAUGAGUGGACCAGCGAAGGUGAACCAGAAGGUAUUUGUCAAUGUGGAGUUCACCAACCCGUUCCCAUUCAGCCUGCGUGACGUGAGGAUAGCCAUGCAAGGGCCUAAUUUCAUCUCAUACCGGGAAAGGUUGUACAGUGUGAUCGCUCCCGGUGCCUCCAUCACCUGGAUGGAGUCCUGUGUCCCUACGAGGUCUGGGAAUACAAUGAUCUAUGCUGUCCUGGACUGCUCGGUCCUUGGGAAUGUGCAAGGCAAUUGGGCCAUCGUCGUCCAGGCCUGAGCAUUGCCCAGGAUGCCCUUCCCACCUGCUAAUCGCCUGCCAUCGACCGGAAAACCAUGGACGAAUAGAGGCCCUUUGUGUUGAUUUGAAAGGAUUUGAUCGCUGGAUAAGCAAUUCCAUCUAGCCUAUGAGAGGGUGAGGGCGAGCAAAUAACAUACCCCUUACAGAAAAAACACAUGAUUCACAGGUGAAAUUUCCUCCUUUGAAAUCAUGUGAAACCAUGUUUUUUAGGAACACUGAAGUUUACAUGUGGUUUUUACAUGUGAUCACAAACUUUCACGUGAAUAUUUUUCAAAUGAGAUUCCACAGAUGAUGCCCUGCAAACAAAAUUGAGUCGUUAGGAUACACACAAACAGUGCUUUUAACAUACAGUGUUUUCAACAUACAUAUUUGACAUGCAUGAUUACAUUGUGUAUGUUUAUUUAUGCAGUAAUUAUAAUUCAACAUGUCCACAGCUGGGUUUUAAACUCACAAACUCUUGGUUCACGGCAUCCCGACCUUCCUGCUACACCAUCAAGUCGGUGUCAAUUACAAAUUGAACCUGUAUUCCUACACUUUGGGUUUAAGUCAAAUAAAUAUGAGCUUUGUUAAAAAUACACGAUUAUAAAAAAGUAUUAUAUUUAUCAUAGUGAUUCAGGAGUAACAUUAAAACAGAGUAAUAUCCCCCACAAACAGUAGACAACUAUUCAGAAAACAAUACUUAUUCUGAAAUAACUGUAUGAAAUCUAUGGUGAGAGAAUAAUCAGAUUAACUAAAAUAGAAGUGCAGAUGGCACUCUUUUGCUAAGUGCAGACAUGUAUUAUAGGUAAUGAAUGUGUAUAGGAAUGCUAUAGACUUUGAUGGGCAGCAGAAAGAUCACCUUAACCCAGAAGUUGUAAAUUCUAAUCCCAGGUGGGGUCAUAUUGAAAAGUCACUACUAAGUGAUCAUGUCAAAAAUAAUCAUGUUAUCAUUGAUGAAAUAUUUGGUACACUAUUUUAGCUGAAUAGUGUACCAUUUACUUUAAAAUCCCACAUAUCAUUUGAUUCCCUUACACAAAAAUACAUGCAAAAUCACAUUUUCAAAUGUGAAGUAGCUGUUUUCACAUGUUGAGCUGGAAUUUUCACAUUUAAAAACAAAAGAGACUUGAGGUCAGUUGUUCACAUAUGAAACCACAUGUUCACAUGUAUUCAAUUUAAAGUUCACAUGUUAACACCACCUUUUCACAUAUGAGGAGAAUAACAUUUUGCAUCCCCAUGUCGUCACAUUUAUUUCACGAGAUCAUGUUUUCACAUGUGUAGUUUCAUGUUAUCAGAUGUUGCUUUUACAUGUUGUCACAUAUGUUAUCACAUGUGAAAUGUAUGUGAUUUUUCUGUAAGGGAUUGCUUACACCGAUAAGAUGUUUUACAGAAAUGCCUACGGCUAGGGGCUAGGAGUUGAUUUGGAAUUGGACAGAAGAGGGAGGGCCAAAAAUGCAACAAGUGCAUCAGUUUAUCUUUUUAUUUCCUCUGCAACGCCAAAUAUCAAUCAAAUCAAUAUAUUUUCAGGCAUUGGUGACACUUAAAGUUGAAAGGCACCUACAUAAGGACUUCAUCACACAUUCAUUAGCCAUAUAUGCCACAUUCAUAAUCAGUAGAACUGCAAGCUGACUUUAUUUAACUAGGAUUGUUAGCUAAGAACAAAUUCUUAUUUCCAAUGACGGCCUACCCCGGCCAAACCCGGACGACGCUGGGCCAAUUGUGUGCCGCCCUAUGGGACUCCCAAUCACGGCCAGAUGUGAUACAGUCUGGAUACGAACCAGGGACUGUAGUGAUGCCUCCUGCAUUGAGAUGUAGUGCCUUAGACCGCUGUGACUUCUUUGAUAUGUCACAGUAUCAUCACUUGCAUGUCAACUCUAAACAUCCUGUGUAAACUUGCAGUUGUUGACAUAGUUUUUUCAUAAAAAUUAACCCUUCACUAGUGUUACCAAAGACUCUCAUGGAUGAAAAAUGUUCAAUAGUUAUGAUCCAUAUGAAUAUGAUGGAUAGAGUUUUUUAUGCAUUGUAAUUAGAUUACAUUUAUAUCUCAGGGAUUACAUUUGGUUUUGAGUCAGCCGACUCAGAUUCGGUUUCUGUUAUUUUCGAUCUUACAAACCUUUGCUGACUGUAAAUUUCUCAUACAUCAUGACCUUCAAUCUAGUCAACGGUCCAGUGUUAUCUGCAGUAGAUUUUAAUCAAGCAGAAAAGGUGCUGUAUUUGAAGAAGCUAUGCGUAUUUGGGAAACAAUGUGAUUUUUUUUAAUUUCGACUGGGAUUUUGGUUGCCAAAACGUUGCACAUCACCCAACUAUUAACCUUAGAAAAAUAAUUUAAUUGUAUAACAUUAAAAAAAAAUAAUAAUCACAAUGUAAAAGCCAUAUGUGGGCACCAUUCCUCAGUUAUUUUGUUUGAUCGUUUUUUGUAUAACCAGUAAUAUUGGAAAACCGUAAUUUUUGGCUUUGCAUCAAACUAAACAUUUUAAUUCACUGCCAUGAACUGUUUAUAAAGUUUCAGCUGUGCACUGCUUUUGAUUAACAAUAAAAUCAUUUUCUA